Molecule: messenger RNA, 726 nt
Organism: Aspergillus thermomutatus
Lineage: Eukaryota; Fungi; Ascomycota; Eurotiomycetes; Eurotiales; Aspergillaceae
Gene: atp4
Product: F1F0 ATP synthase subunit 4
Exons: 4
Coding region: 1-726 (241 amino acids)
Biological process (GO): proton motive force-driven ATP synthesis
Molecular function (GO): proton transmembrane transporter activity
Source: RefSeq, a predicted model, not a curated record
AUGGCUUCGCGUCUGGCUAAGAGCGCCAUUGGUGCUACCCGGCUCCGGCCGACCCUUCCCGUGCGCAGCGUCGCUGCCAACCUGACUGCGUCUCGUUCGGCCUCCAACGUCCCUGCCGAGGACCCCAAGAAGAAGGCUCAGUCGAUCAUCGACUCCCUUCCCGGCAACUCCCUCGUGUCUAAGACUGCCAUCCUGUCCGCCGCCGCCGGUCUUUCCGUCGCCGCCAUCAGCAACGAGCUCUAUGUUAUGAACGAGGAAACCGUUGCCGCCUUCUGUCUGCUCAGUGUCUUCACCGCCGUUGCCAAGUACGGUGGUCCUGUCUACAGUGAGUGGGCUCAGGGUCAGGUCCAGAAGCACAAGGACAUCCUGAAUGCUGCCCGUGCCGACCACACCAACGCUGUCAAGGCCCGUAUGGACAAUGUCAAGGAGCUGUCCAGCGUUGUUGAUAUCACCAAGCAGCUCUUCGCUGUUUCCCGGGAAACCGCCCAACUUGAGGCUCAGGCUUAUGAGCUCGAGCAGCGCACCGCUUUGGCCGCUGAGGCCAAGUCCGUCCUUGACUCGUGGGUUCGCUACGAGAGCCAGGUCAAGCAGCGCCAGCAGCGUGAGCUUGCCGAGUCCGUCAUCGGCAAGAUCCAGAAGGAGCUUGAGAACCCAAAGGUCCUCCAGCAGAUUCUUCAACAGAGCGUUGCUGAUGUCGAGCGCAUCAUGUCUGCCAAGGCCCAGUAA